Messenger RNA from Armigeres subalbatus, 1756 nucleotides. It is a transcript of the gene Pex13, whose product is annotated as peroxisomal membrane protein PEX13. Gene Ontology annotation, biological process: protein import into peroxisome matrix, docking. The record is from RefSeq and is a predicted model, not a curated record. Gene Ontology annotation, molecular function: protein binding. Lineage: Eukaryota; Metazoa; Arthropoda; Insecta; Diptera; Culicidae. The transcript has 4 exons. Gene Ontology annotation, cellular component: peroxisomal importomer complex; peroxisome; peroxisomal membrane. The coding region runs from base 267 to 1316 and encodes 349 amino acids.
CCUGUAUCUUCAAUGAAGAUUUUCUUGUGAUCAAAGUUCAACCUAUUUAAAAAAAGUUUUUAUAAAAUCGUAUUUUUUGUUGAUCAAACGUAAUCCUAUCUGUUUCAAACCAUCAAUUUGGUAAAGGAAACGAUUUGAAGUAGAAAGUUGCAUAUUUGACAUUUUCCGAUAUGCAAAAAUAUAAAAACAGUAGGGAUUUAACAGACAGUUUGUAAAAGUCGCAAUCCUUUGAGACGUCAAUAGUUCUGACAAGGACGCAUAAUAAAAUGCAGCCUACUAACUUCCGGAAUCCGAUUCUGAACGAGCCACGAGUGUUUGGGGGUCAAUAUGGUCUAAACACGCCAGCGGGUGUUGUGGCAUCUGGUACACCACCUCCUUUGCCUCCGAGACCAGCAAUGCAACCAGCCGUAGGGGCUUACGGUAAUCGAUUUGGAGGACUUCCCUCCUACGGAUAUUCUGGGCUCGGAGGCGGAUACGGAGGUUUUGGAUCGUAUGGUGGCGGUGGCUUCGGUUAUGGAGGCUACGCUGGUGGAAUGUACGGGAAUAAUUACAACAUGGGGGCGAAUAUUUACCCAGAACACAGAUUUAUUCAACUUGCCGAGGAAAGCUCCCGACCAGCAUUCCAAAACAUUGAAUCUUUGGUAGGAGCCAUUGGCAACAUUGCCGCUAUGUUGGACUCCACAUUCUUCGCCUUGACAAGUUCUUUCAGAGCCAUUCUUGGAGUCGCCGCAAAUUUUGCUCAUUUGCGAGGAGUUUUCGCGCAAUUCUGGACGUCCUUUGCUCUAUUUAGAUGGAUCAUUUGGGCUUAUCGAAAAAUACUUUAUUGGCUUAGGAUAACAAAAACCGAUCCGGCAACUGCCAGUUUUAAGGAAGCCUUUAAAGCAGCAGAAGCAGACAAACUAGCGCCUAAGGCACAGAAGGGAUCCUCAUUACCAGUUGUAAUGUUCCUUGGAUUUAUAAUGUCGGCGCCGUAUCUGUUAAUGAAAUUGUUUGGCGGAAACAAUGCAAAUACUGAUGCAGCUAAAAAUCCUCGCAACUGGAACGAUGCACUUGAAGCUGUUGCGACCUACAACUUCGAUGCGUCGAGUGCAAACGAGCUAACAAUCCGAGCAGGUCAGUCUGUUCUCAUCGCACCCAGAAGUGUGCAGGAAGAGAAGAAUUUACUGAACACUGGCUGGGUGCUGGCGUCAGUAGACAACGAAGUAUCUGGCUUAAUUCCGGUAAGUUAUGUUCAGAGAUCUAAACAACAACAGCUACUGUCGAACGAGAACAAACCACAUUCCAGUGAAACAAAUCGGUUGGAGAGUGAAGCAUAAAAUUCUCUCAACAUCGUCUAAUUUGUGGGUAAGGGCUGUAUAAAUUAAUGAAACAACUUAUAUUAAAUGGUAGCAUUAGUACGAUGGAGAUUUAUUCUGGGUACAUUAAUUAAAUUAAUGUAAUUGUUCAUAAAAAAAACUUGCAAAAUUCUAAAUUCUGAUUUGAUCGUAAUAGCUAAUAUGGAAAAGCUCGUUUUUAUAAAUCAUUUCGCAACACAAUAUGUUUUGGACAUUUGAAUCUUUAAACUGCAUAGUCUAGUCUAUAUUGUAGGUUGGUGCAUGGUUUGUAUUGUGGACUUCAAUUUUAUCUGUUCCAAAAAAGAACAAUUUUUUUCCUAAGAAAUUAUAGUAUUUCUUUUGGUAGUCAUAUUAAAAGAAUUAUCUGUUGUGUUUCAUUAUUUGUGUUGUACAAAGAAUAAAAUUUGAUUAACAGUUAAAAA